AUGGAACUCGCCACGUUCUGCGAGCUGUUCGCCCAGCUUCGCGAAACCACUGGCGAGCGCUGCGGCAGUGCGCGCGAAUUCGUUGAUCAUAAUGCCAUCGCGCCCGGAUCGAUUGGCGAUCGAGCACACAUCGCGAUCUUGCUGACACAGAUCGGACCGGAAUAUGUCCUGAUUGUGGAUGCCAUUCAGAAUGACAAGGAUCCGGCAGCGUCUGGCCCGUCCGUCCAUACGGUGCAGCAGACUGCCAAGAAAUGCAACUAUUGCAAGAAGCGCCGCCAUGUGGCCGCGCAGUGCUGGAAGAAACAGCGAGAAGUACAGCCGUCCAGGGACCAUGCCCUGAAGGCUGAACGGACCAGAUGGGAGAUUGGCAGGGCCCGCCGACUUCAUGAGACCGAGGAUCAAUAUCGUGAGGGCGAGGGUGACGACCCUUUAUACCCACGCACCGCAACCCCGGUGGAUCCUGGACUGGGCCGCCACCAGCCACAUCUGCUGGGACCGGGGCUGCUUCAGUAG
Penicillium canescens is the source of this 513-nucleotide messenger RNA. RefSeq lists its product as uncharacterized. The coding region runs from base 1 to 513 and encodes 170 amino acids. The record is from RefSeq and is a predicted model, not a curated record. NCBI's taxonomy places the organism in Eukaryota, Fungi, Ascomycota, Eurotiomycetes, Eurotiales, Aspergillaceae. The transcript is spliced from 4 exons.